UGUGUGUGUGUGUACGUAUGUAUGUAUGUAUAUGUAAAAUAUUAAAAACUCAAUAUAUAUUGACAAAUACGAAGUUCAUAAAUAUGAUUACAUGACCGCAAUAAAUGUUUUGUAAACAACCAAUUAUUCGUUCGGAAAAAUUUCCGAGCGAAUAAACUCGAGCAGAGAGAAAAGAAUGUUGACACAUUAUUUUUUUUAUACAUCUGAAUGUAAUAACAAAAUGUAGUUGAGACGACGAAAGUUACAAAAUUGAUAGUGUGUUGAUGUACGUCGGGUAACAUAUAAAAAAGAAAGAAAAAAGAAAAAAAAAAAAAGCUAAAUUCCAGUUAAAAUAAAUUACAAUUAAAUUGAUCGACGUAUUUAAAAGAUUUUAAUUGAAAAUGACUGUCGGCGUAGAAUUGUUUAAUACUCCAGAACCACAUUUAAUACCAGGAUACACCGGUUUUUCUCCUCAAUAUCGUUAUCGAUGCGGAGAAACUUACGGAAGUCUUACUCAUAAACUUCUUCUCGACCCUAACGUGAAUCAUUCGGAAACACUUGUCCUAUCAAAUCGUGCCACUGACGAUUAUCAAGUAAGCAGACCUCCCAAAAAUGACAUAGAUAUUGUAAAUGCACGAUACAAAAGAACAGAUCCUAUUUAUACUCAUCCAACUAUUCCAGGUUACGAAGGUUUCGUACCAAAUUUAAAUGCAAAUUGCGGACAAAGAUUCACCGUACUUGCAACCGAGGGUUUAGCAGAAUUUGAGAGACAACAGAUAAAAAAUAAAGAGGCUCUUAAUAAACUUGAAACAGUAAUUUCUUUGCAAAGUGGAAAAGGUGAACCGCGAAAUACGAAGGAUCGUUUGCUGAUCGAAAGUGAAUUCAAAUUGCCUAUGAUCACCGUUCGUCCCGAUUGCGUUGGAGUUAUGAGAAACUUGCCAAUCGAUGAACCAUACGAAGUUCCAAGGGAUCAUGCUCCCUCCCCUUACUUUAUGGAUAAUGUGAAUCCAAAGAAAUAUUUUAUCAGCGGAUAUGCUGGACAUAUUCCAUAUGGAUAUGCACACUUCGGAGCUAGCAAUGUACCCGCUACUAACAGCGCACUUUGUGAUUUUACUUCAAAUUAUCGACAUCGACAAAGCACCGAAUGGGCACCUGUAACAAUUUCAAAACCUGAUCCGCCUCUUCUUAUUCAAUCGACUGAAAUUUAUCAUAAACAUGUUGGUUUAUUACCUAAUUAUUAUGGUCACGUUCCAGGACAAAUGUUUAGAUUCGGUAAAACAUUCGGUGCUGAUACUAAAGACGCAAAGAGAUGGCUUCGUGGUGACUUUUCUAUAUAAAUUUCUGAUAAUAAAACUAAUUGAUAAAUGAUUUCUGAGGGUAGUAAACAACACGUACAGUUAAUGCAAAUAUGUACAUAUAUAAUCAAAUAUAUUAUCAAAUAUUUUUCAAUUU
This is a messenger RNA of Vespula pensylvanica (western yellowjacket), 1431 nucleotides long. RefSeq names its product UPF0605 protein CG18335-like. The transcript has 7 exons. NCBI's taxonomy places the organism in Eukaryota, Metazoa, Arthropoda, Insecta, Hymenoptera, Vespidae. The record is from RefSeq and is a predicted model, not a curated record. Bases 381 to 1316 code for a protein of 311 amino acids.